Messenger RNA from Cyprinodon tularosa, 1245 nucleotides. RefSeq names its product ELOVL fatty acid elongase 8a (gene elovl8a). Gene Ontology annotation, cellular component: endoplasmic reticulum membrane. The transcript is spliced from 8 exons. Bases 1 to 819 code for a protein of 272 amino acids. The record is from RefSeq and is a predicted model, not a curated record. Gene Ontology annotation, biological process: fatty acid elongation, saturated fatty acid; fatty acid elongation, polyunsaturated fatty acid; sphingolipid biosynthetic process. NCBI's taxonomy places the organism in Eukaryota, Metazoa, Chordata, Actinopteri, Cyprinodontiformes, Cyprinodontidae. Gene Ontology annotation, molecular function: fatty acid elongase activity.
AUGACGGGUAGCAAUGUUGUCACCAAGUGGCAGAAAGUCCAAUUAUUCUACCAAAGCAUCCUGGAAAAUGGAGACAAAAGGACAGACAACUGGCUUCUGGUCUACUCUCCUGUGCCAAUUACUUGUAUAUUUUUGUGCUACCUGAUCAUUAUAUGGGUCGGACCAAAGCUGAUGGCGAACAGACAGCCCGUCAACCUCAAACCUGUCCUUAUUGUUUACAAUUUUGCCAUGGUCUGUCUCUCCGUCUAUAUGUUCUAUGAGUUCACUGCAUCUUCUUGGUUGGCCAGAUACAGUUUGCUGUGCCAACCAGUUGACUACACCAACAGCCCAUUGGCUCUACGGAUGGCCAGAGUCUGCUGGUGGUUUUACUUCUCUAAAGUCAUAGAGCUCAGCGACACCAUAUUUUUUAUUCUGCGGAAGAAAAAUAUUCAGCUGACGUUCCUUCAUGUCUACCACCAUGCUACCAUGAUCUUCAAUUGGUGGGCUGGAGUUAAAUAUGUCGCCGGGGGUCAGUCUUUCCUGAUUGGUCUGAUCAACUCUCUGGUCCACAUAGUAAUGUAUUUGUACUACGGGCUCGCAGCACUAGGACCGCACAUGAAAAAGUACCUGUGGUGGAAACAAUACCUCACCUCCCUGCAGCUGUUGCAGUUCCUCAUAGUCACCAUGCACACUACCUACAACCUGCUUGCUGACUGCGACUUUCCUGACUCCAUGAAUGCGGUUGUCUUGGCCUAUUCUCUCAGCCUAAUUGCUCUCUUCAGUAACUUUUACUAUCAAAACUACCUCACCAAGAAGACCAAAAAGGACAAAAGCUCUUAGAGAACAUGUGGAUGGAAGCUAAAAAUGAAAACAGGGAGAGAAAAAACUGUUUUUACUCAAAAGAACAUACCAAGAACCAAGCAAUGGCAGCUAAGGACGAAAGCUUGACCAGGACAAGGACUGGAUAAUGACACUGAUGCCCAGAUUCUUGGGGAAUAAAUGGAUCCACACAAAACUGUGUGCUUAUGCUUGGGGUAAAGUUCUGGGGCCACGUUUGCAAAAUCUAACAAUCAGCCUAAGUGGAUGGGAUUGUUUUGCAAAAAUAAAAAGGUUGGUUUGAGGAAAUGUGCCAGGAGGAGCAAAAGGCCGCUGACAGACACUGACAGGCAAAAAAGACAAAGACGUAAACCACAAACUACAGCAUGACUACUGUAGAUAAAAAAAAGUGUUUGUUGGUGGCAAUAAUAAACAGUUUCUUUCCACUUA